GCGCGGUGUAUCUCGAGUGUAGCGACUGAGAGAUGCAGGUCAGUUACAUCGAGGGGAAAAAAUGAACGGGAAUGAGAUGACGACCGUAGAACAACAAUAUUUACAAGAUCAGAAGCGACUCAAGAACUCGAGCGUAUCUCCAGAGCCCAAAGCCAUCUACAACACAAGCUCACUGCCCUACGACAUUCGCUCCACAAUCUCUCUCACCAGUCGCAAGCGUAGAUGUAGAGACGCAUUCGCCGACAAGCUUCUCGAAUGCAGACGACGCUACACCAUCUACAGCAAGCAUCCAGAUCUUCUCAAACACGUCAGCUCGAAUGCUCGCAACCGCAAGAGGGUCAACAAUCUUCUUCGCCAGGAUGAUUUCGCCAGAAAUCCUUAUCUCGAAUGGAGUUGCCAAGAGCUCAUGAUUGCGUUGAUACAAUGCAAGAUCCCACUUCCUCGCGAGGGCGCAGGAUUAAGAUUUGAGUGUCGUCUUGCUCUUGAGGAAGCCGUCAGAGCAGACCGGUUUCGUUUGAUGGACCUGCCCAAGGAACUUCGCAUCAUGAUCUACGAGCGCGCUCUCAGACAGGAUGAGCCCCUUGAUACCACCGAUGGAUGGCCUGCUCUAACUUGUGUGAGCUAUUAGCUGCAGCAAGAAGCCCCAGAUGUUAUCGUUCGCAUCGGCUGCAUCCAGCUAUUCAUCAACUGCAGCCCCUGCCCCUUCAAACCCAAGAAGUGCUCAAAGCUAGAGCAUAUCGACUCCGGCCACACUGACUGGUUGAAGAGCAUUGUUCCAGAAGCUGUCGCCAAACUGCGUAGGAUAUCGUUCUACUGUAGAUGUUAUUACACCCUGGUGGCAUACUUGCGUAUGAAUGAAGCCAACAAAACUGCUUGAUACGCUCUGACAAACACAUAGCGUGCCGCUGACCCAGCGAUACUGUUUGUGUGUGAAAGCGUGUCACGCAUAGCUAGCUGGGCCAUGGCGCAGCAAUCUUUGAAAAGGUAUCAAUGUCCACCGAGAUGCAGAAUCUGACUCUCGGCGGCGGCAUCAUGAAUCU
Aureobasidium subglaciale EXF-2481 is the source of this 1040-nucleotide messenger RNA. RefSeq lists its product as uncharacterized. The record is from RefSeq and is a predicted model, not a curated record. The transcript has 2 exons. NCBI's taxonomy places the organism in Eukaryota, Fungi, Ascomycota, Dothideomycetes, Dothideales, Saccotheciaceae. Bases 62 to 628 code for a protein of 188 amino acids.